This is a messenger RNA of Topomyia yanbarensis, 1906 nucleotides long. Its product is annotated as alanine--glyoxylate aminotransferase 2, mitochondrial. Gene Ontology annotation, cellular component: mitochondrion. The transcript is spliced from 6 exons. Lineage: Eukaryota; Metazoa; Arthropoda; Insecta; Diptera; Culicidae. Gene Ontology annotation, biological process: glyoxylate catabolic process. Gene Ontology annotation, molecular function: pyridoxal phosphate binding; L-alanine:glyoxylate transaminase activity. Bases 216 to 1742 code for a protein of 508 amino acids. The record is from RefSeq and is a predicted model, not a curated record.
UGCCGAUGGCGAACAGUCUCCGUCGAGCAGUGCAAUAGAAUAGAUCGGACUCCAAUAAGCGGAGAUCGCCGUAAACGUCGUUGCCAGGCUUAGAGCGUCCCUUAUAAUACAAAGGAAGAAACAAUCUCAAUUAUUGUGGGUCUUCAGUGCGUUUAGUAGGAACAAUUUAGUGGGUGCAUAAUUCGUUACAAAACCGCCAACAAGAGAGCUGAAAAAUGUUGCUGAAAAAGUUGCCGUUAUCAGCAAGCACAACCACCGCCACAAACACACUGCUGAAAUGCCUGACCACACAAGCCAGUACCAGUUUGAAAGAAUCUUCGGAACUACCGAAAGGUAGCACCGAGUCUCAGAUAUACAAGGAGCAUACUUACGAGCAGAUUACUAACAAGCGAAAACAAUAUCUCACGCCCAAUAUAUCCUCGUACUACAAGAAGCCUCUGCUCAUUCACAAAGGAAGCAUGCAGUGGCUGUUUGACCACGAGGGCCGUCGUUAUUUGGACAUGUUUGCUGGUAUUGUAACCGUUUCCGUUGGACACUGCCACCCGAAAGUUAACGCUGCCCUGCAAGAACAAAUGAAUACGCUCUGGCAUACUACCAACAUCUAUAUGCACCCAAAGAUCCAUCAGUACGCUGAGAAACUUGUAUCCAAAUUCCCGGGAGAUCUGAAAAAUGUGUACUUUGUCAACUCCGGCUCGGAGGCUAAUGAUCUAGCUAUGAUGAUUGCCCGGCUGCAUACCGGUAAUCAAGAAAUUAUCACUUUUCGAAAUGCAUAUCACGGAGCGUCCCCCUACACUAUGGGACUGACGGCCCAUUCCACUUGGAGAUAUCCACUUCCCGGUAUCAGUAAUGGAAUAAUUCACACGAUGAAUCCCGAUCCGUACACCGGCAUUUGGGGUGGAAGUAACUGCCGGGAUUCGCCAGUUCAAACCACACGUCACUGUAACUGUCCAGCGAAUCAAUGUAUCGCUUGCGACCAGUACUACGACCAGCUAGAGCAGGUGUUCAAGUACUCAUUGCCCCGGGGUAAAGUGGCUGCCAUGUUUGCUGAAUCGAUUCAAGGUGUCGGCGGUUCGGUGCAAUACCCCAAAGGGUAUAUCAAGCGAGCUGCUGAGUUGGUGAGAGCCAACGGGGGUCUCUUUAUUGCGGACGAGGUACAGUCUGGUUUCGGUAGAACCGGAGAACACUACUGGAGCUUUGAGGAUCAUGAUAUUGUACCGGAUAUUGUGACGAUGGCGAAAGGUAUCGGCAAUGGGUUCCCGAUAGGAGCCGUGGUAACCUCCAGAAAGGUGGCGGAAACUUUGACGCAGGCGCUACAUUUCAACACUUUCGGUGGAAAUCCGUUGGCUAGUGCCGUUGGUAUGGCUGUAUUGGACGUAAUCGAUGAGGAAAAGCUGCAGAAAAAUGCUGCUGAAGUCGGUACAUACAUGCUCAAAGGUUUAGAAAAAUUAAGAGAUAAAUAUGAAGUCAUUGGAGACGUGAGGGGAAAGGGUUUGAUGAUUGGCGUUGAACUGGUGUCGAACAAGGAAACCCGCCAGCACCUCAGUGCCCCACAUUUUGUCGAAAUUUGGGAAAUGUGCAAGGACAUGGGCGUUCUCUUCGGCCGAGGCGGUUUGAAUGCAAACGUUCUUCGAAUGAAGCCACCACUUUGUGUGAACCAAGCCGAUGCAGAUUAUGCAAUUAGUGCUUUAGAAUAUGCUUGUAUGACACACCAGACGAAACGGAAACGAGGCUGUAGAAAAUAAGUUUUACUGUUUCAACGCGUAUUUACUGUGUAAUCUGUGAUUUAAUUCGUCGGCCGAUAAAGUCGAUUAGGUUUAAAGAAGUAAUUUUUUAUGUAUGCCUGUGAUGUAUAUAUUGACGAUAAAUACGUUUGAGAAGCAAUAUAAAGUAUAAGAUUUUUAUGGAA